This is a messenger RNA of Debaryomyces tyrocola, 356 nucleotides long. The record is from the annotation of a GenBank genome assembly. NCBI's taxonomy places the organism in Eukaryota, Fungi, Ascomycota, Pichiomycetes, Serinales, Debaryomycetaceae.
AUGAUUUAUAGAAGAGUAUUAGUGGAUGGGGUAUAUUAGACAUCGGACACUUACAGACUGGCCAAGAAAUAGCUUUAUAACUAGUUAUGUGGAUUUAUGAACAAUUUAUACUAACAUUUUUCUAGCGUGAAAUCAAAGACAUUAAGGAAUUCGUUGAAUUAGCUAGAAGAUCAGACAUCAAGUCUGCCGUUGUUAAGGUUAACAAAGCUUUAAACGCUAACGGUAAGAAGAUCAAGCAAACCAAGUUCAAGGUUAGAGGUUCUAGAUACCAAUACACCUUAGUUGUCAACGACGCUGCUAAGGCCAAGAAAUUACAACAAUCUUUACCACCAGCUUUAGAAAUCAAGAACUUAUAA